This is a messenger RNA of Tuber aestivum (summer truffle), 1596 nucleotides long. The record is from the annotation of a GenBank genome assembly. NCBI's taxonomy places the organism in Eukaryota, Fungi, Ascomycota, Pezizomycetes, Pezizales, Tuberaceae.
AUGGCGCUGAUAUUAACAGGUAGCCUCCCUACUCCCCCCCCUCCACCCCACCCCAAUUAACAUCCGGUAGUGUUCCUGAUCUCCGGCUCGACCAACGAAACCGCUGGCGUCCGCGCUCUCUACAACAUCGAGCUAAAAUGGAGCGAGCCAACUACGACAACUGCUUCGACAGAAACCACGGUGCUAGCUAGUGUGGUCCUCGGCGUUGGGACGGAGACACGGGCCACUACCACCUCACAGAAGACAACCACAACAAGGCUGAGUAGCCGGGCGACGACGAGCACUGUCCCCAAGGUGUCCCCCACGACGGAGGCGGCGGCGGCAGUCACGAGGAGUAGUGGGGAGUUGGCUGUCAGAAGCCCUGCAAAGGCCACUGGUACUGCGGGCCUGAGAGGGGUUGAUAGGUCGGUGUAUGAGCCCGAGCGCAACUUCGAACGUUGGGAGAGAGGAAAUGUUCGCCCUCCAGCCGGGAAGGGCAAGAGGCCGCAUCUCGCGGUCGCAAGAACAGAACAUAUCAACAACCCCACGAUCCACCAAAUACUCCGCCCCCGCGCCUCCCCGAUUUCCUCAAACGCUACAAUCCUGAUCUCAUACUUCGGCCUAUGCACAUAUACCCCAGAAACCCAGUGGCAAUGCACCUCCCGCCGCACAACCGACAAUUCCUUUAGCCCGCUCCCACCUCCCGUGCGCGCCCUCUCGAAAGCGCUCCAAAAAGCACUCUCCCCACUCCCGCCCAUUCUGACAAUCGUCUCCCUCGGCCUACUCCUGCUCACGACUAUAGCACUUGCGUUCGUGACAGCCCUCGCUGGAACCCGUGGGACAAUUCUGGGACAGGUAUAUCUGGGUGUCGGACUACUAGCUGUGGUUGCAGGAGUUUUCUCGGCAGUUCUGUUCUGUCAGUCUGGCCUCCUGGUUUUUGCCAUUCUGGAUGGUAUGCAGGUGGGCGGAGGCGGUAGAGUAAGUGUGCAGAAGGGCGGGAGCGGGAUUGCGGUUGCCUGGGCUGCGGUUUUCUUCGACGCAGUGGGUUUUUUGGGCCUUAUUUGGCUAGUUUUGUUUGCCUCCGAGGAUACUGUCACGGGUGGGGGUAGUGACGGGGGGAGUGCUGGAUUGUCAAUUUUUAGCCACAUAUUUGGUAGGAAGAAGGAUGAAAAGGGGCCCGGAUUAGAAGGGGACAUGGACAGAGGAAGGAAUUCCCCCGCCCUCCCAGAAGACGUAUACCUCGGGCUCCGAGGCGGCGAUAUUACGAUAAGUGCGCCGAUGGAAGUGCGCAGGGAGGUACACCCUCUUAGGGGGAAUUUUCAGAGGGAAAAUCAUCCCCCCUCCAGAGAGGUUGGUGGGGAGAGGGAGAGGGAGAGGGAGAGGGAGAGGGAGAGAGUUCUGAGUGUUGGUAGUGUUAGCAGUGUCAGCGCCCUUAGUGAUAGUAGUAGCGUUAGAGGGGCAAAUGGGGGAAGACAGGAGAGUACCAUUAGCGUUGUUAGUGAUUUGACUGCCGUCAGGGGGACAGGAGGUGCAGGAAGGGGAAGACUGGAGAGCGAGAGGGUGCGGAAUAUGAGGAGAGGGAAUUCGCCUUUCCCGGGCGGGUGGAAUAUGAUUUAA